GAGACAGGAAGCGUAUAAAGGAGGAGAGAGGGCAGGCAAGUGGAGGGAAGACGAGGAGGAAAGGAGCUCACUCACAUCUUGAUCCAGAUUACAGACCGUUCCCAAAACAGCAGAUAGCACGAUGGCUGCCAGCAGAGGCCUUCCUGUUCCCCUGGCGAUCGUCUGCCUGGUUCUCAUCAGCGGUUACUCUUUCUUGCCUGCGAUGGGAGUCGCGGCGAUGGAUCCCACGAGAUCUCCCGGGCCACAAGGGUUUACGACUGAUGACUCUUUGCCUUCUGCGGAGGAUUACGACCCAGAUAGGGAAGCAACCGAUGCCCCCAUUCUCGCCAAUACGCUGCCUCCACUCUGGGGGACGCUAUGCAACUACGAUCCCUGCCUCGAGUCUCAGGUUUCCUGUGGCGUGCUAAAAGCCAAAACCGGCUGCUCGUGUCCGGGGUUCACUACGCAAAGAGAGCCUCCGGAGAUUCCCAACCUGAAGUCAGUGUCCUGGAACGGGUCAGAGGUCGUGGUUCACUGGUGUGAACCUUAUUCGUACGUCACAGGUUACAUUGUGAGAGUAGCGGGGAAAGAGAGGCAGAGGUUUGGGAAGGACAGAAGGGCCGGCGGGGUGGGCGACAUAGAGGAAGUCUCAAAUGUUUGUGUGGUGGCAGUGAACGACGUCGCAGAGAGUGAAGAGUCCUGUAUGAUGUACCGGCCCAGGGACCACAGCCUGCCCCUGAAAGCAGGACUCAUCGGAGGAGCGCUGGGCCUCCUGCUGCUCAUCUUGCUGGCCGUCCUGCUCUGGAGGCGCAAGAGGCAAAGGAAACAGCAGGCCAGCAUCUCUAUGCGCGAGACAGCAGGGACACAGUGAACGGAUAACGGACUCGCUCCCGUGAGACUCCUCCGCUUCACACACUGCAACAUCCGAGGUUUACCGUAUACGGAGAGGAAACUCAGGAGGAAACAACGCCCGCCAUCUCACAUGUGUACACCUGACUUGAAUUGAUUGAUUAGGUCUUGUUUUAUUUUGAAAAACUCCUCCAUUGGGCGCGGUGGUUAAAGGAAGUUCACACCUCCACAGUUUGAAAAAAGGAGCCGCGGGAGAAUUCUACAAAAAUGAAACCAACAAGCAAACAAGAAAUGUUACAGGACAGAUCAGGAGAAUUUGAUCUUUUUUUUUUUUUUUUUUUGCAUUUCAAAAAGCGAGCUCUGAAAUAUCAGGUGUCGGGACUUUAAAGAACAGCCCAGCGUGCGGCCCAUGCUUGGAACGGCUAUACUGAACAACUGCUCAUUGUAGUGCAGAUCACAGAACACUCACCAGUGCAGAGAUUUAAGUGUUUAUUUAUUCCUUGAUUUCAGAAAAAUUGUCUUUGUAUCGGUGCAUUUUCCAGCAUUCCAAUAUGUUCUUAUGUGGUUUAUUUUGCUAUAAAGGAACACUUCCUCUUUUAAGUUUGUCAGGAAAAAAAAAACUUCUAAAGAUACUUGAGUUUCCUUUUUAAGAAUGUAGGUCACACGAUGAACACAAGAUGAAACUGAUCAAAAAUCUGACAAAAGCCACUGACACGCAAUUCCUGCAUUAUGUACUCCAGAUCAAAUGUAUCAGGCAACAAGACAUUUUAAAAGAUUUAACGGUAUUUUACCAGAGACAGCAGCGGAUGGGCAUGGAGGUUCAAAUGAGGCUGUAUCAUUCACGGGUUUCAUCAGAGCGCAGCAGCAGCAGACACGUCAAAACAUGCCGCGUGCAGAAAAAGGAAGAAAAGUUUGUGAUGGUUUUUUUCUUUUUGUUUUGAAACUCUCUGUGAGAGUCUCCAUUAUGUUUUGUAUUUAAUUAAAGAGUUAAUGUGUGAUGUUUUUAGGGACAAAAGUGAACGAUGUGCUUUUUUUGUGUGUGUGUGCUUUAUUUAUGAACCUUUGGUUUGUUGCCAGAGAUCAACUCAACUUGCUUUUUUCCUGGGGGACAGUUUUGUAAAAUGACGCUUUGCCUAUAUGAUAGAUAACUCAGAUAUUUAAAUGAAUUGUGCAGCUGCGACCUUUCCAUCCUGAAGUCACUAAAACGUUGGGAAGGAUCCAUCGACAUAAAUUGCUCGUCCCUGGCACAUGUAAAAAAGUCACAUGGAACCAACUACAGUUUUCUCCUCGACGUAAUGAAAAGCAAAUGAGUCUAGUUUUAUUUAUUUCAGUUCAAUUGAACUUAAAAUCCCCUGUGAGAAUGAGCUCUUCCUUUGACUUAAAAUGAGCUGGGUGGACGUACUAUACAGAGUUCUACUGACGAGUUUCUAAAGAUAAAUGAUUAGCACGUUGGCAGACUUCCCAGCAUGCAUUGUUUCACGAUGAGAGUGAUUUGACGACUGAAGUCUAAAAAAGACUGGACUGUAUGUGUAUGUGCAUGUUUAUAUAUUAAAGGGCUGUGCCGCUGAACUCAAGUGACACAUGUCCUUGGCUGUUAUUGCACCCAU
This is a messenger RNA of Acanthopagrus latus (yellowfin seabream), 2435 nucleotides long. Its product is annotated as LRRN4 C-terminal-like protein. Gene Ontology annotation, molecular function: protein binding. The transcript has 2 exons. The coding region runs from base 122 to 850 and encodes 242 amino acids. The record is from RefSeq and is a predicted model, not a curated record. Lineage: Eukaryota; Metazoa; Chordata; Actinopteri; Spariformes; Sparidae.